Molecule: messenger RNA, 1889 nt
Organism: Cuscuta epithymum
Lineage: Eukaryota; Viridiplantae; Streptophyta; Magnoliopsida; Solanales; Convolvulaceae
Source: the annotation of a GenBank genome assembly
UGGCGGUCCAUCUAAGAAAAACCUGCGGCUUACUGUGUGCGAUCUUGCUGAUAUUUGGAUCGUGUGUGUCAGCGGUCUGCGGACACUCCAAUGGGGAUACCCAGGGACAGUGUAGCCAUGGACACGACCACCAUCACCAUCACCGCAGCGGCCAUGAAUUCUCGCCGGCGGCCCAAGAGCAUUCCCAUGGACAUGCUCACCACCACAACCACUACCAUGAAAGCAGUGUUGAUUCGGAUGAAAUGACGCUUCUUCCCGAAGAAUUGGCCGAAGAGGAGGAUCUGAAGCUAUACGGUUUUGGGUCCCGCGAUGAAGACCACCACCUUCAUAAUCACGACCACGAGCAUGUAGAGUUUGAGCUCUCUGGACUUGGCCUUUGGCUUCAUGCAAUGAGUUGCUCUCUAUUGGUGAGCUUGGCUUCCCUUGUUUGUCUGAUCAUUUUGCCUCUAAUUUUUUUGAAGGGAAAACCAUCCAAAACUAUAGUGGAUUCAUUGGCACUAUUUGGGGCUGGAGCUAUGUUGGGUGAUGCUUUUCUUCACCAAUUACCCCAUGCUUUUGGGGGAGAUCACACCCAUUCAGAAAGUCAUAUGGGCCAUUCACAUGAUCACAGUCAUUCUGGCCAUUCUCAUUCUCAUUCAUUGAAGGAUCUUUCUAUUGGAUUAUCCAUAUUGGCUGGAAUUUUUCUUUUUCUUAUUGUUGAGAAGCUUGUGAGGUAUGUUGAAGAAUGGUCUGGAGGAUCUAAUGCAUGGGGUCAUGGUCACCACCAUCAUCAUCAUAAACAAAGUAAGAAGCUGAAGGUUGAUAAUGAUCUUAAGGGUCUCUCUCAUGAGAAAACUGGAAGCUUACCACAAAACAAGGAAUCUGGUGGAAGUGCAAUUGAUGGUCAGUCUGCCAAGAUACUUGAUGAGGAGGGACACAAAAAUGCUGUUCUGCUGAAGAGAAACACUGGUAUUGAUCGUGCUGAAAUUAAAACUGAUGGAGAUGCUUCAAAAAUCUCUAGAGACGAUGGUAAAACCACUACAGAAGAAGAGCCUGUCAAAUCACAGUCAAGUCUGGUAUUUGGUUAUCUCAACCUCGUCUCUGAUGGUGUUCAUAAUUUUACUGAUGGGAUGGCAUUAGGUAGUGCUUUCCUGCUCUAUGGAUCUGUUGGUGGGUGGUCUAGAACGUUGUUUCUGCUUGCUCACGAGCUUCCUCAGGAGAUAGGUGACUUUGGAAUCUUAGUGAGGUCGGGUUUCAGUGUUUCCAAAGCGUUGUUUUUCAACUUCUUAUCUGCACUUGUGGCACUCGCUGGAACUGCACUGGCAUUGGUGCUUGGUCAAGAUCCCGGGCAAUCUUCGCUGAUUGAGGGAUUUACGGCUGGCGGGUUUAUUUACGUUGCGAUUGCGGGAGUUUUAGCCGAAACGAACAGCAGUGGGUCCCCAUCAUCGGUAAAGAGUACAGCUGUUCAACUAGUCUCUCUGGUGUUAGGCAUGUCAGUUGCUCUUACAAUUUCCUUAGUUGAAUGAUGUAUGCUCGCUUCGCCAUCCCCCAUCCCAGUCUCAACAGAUUUUGCAAGUUAAUGGAGGAUGCUCCUGUUAGUGAAUCUUGUUCUAUGUUAUUUAGGAGUUUGUAAUCGUAAUAUAUGUCAAUUAUUUUAUAUAAACUUUGAAUAUAUAUAGAAAGUGCAGUAAUGAGAUUGACACUUCAACAAACGUGUGAAUGAUGCACUUUUGGACUUUUGGUCCAUUAUGGCAUCACAUUGCAUUUUCUUUGUUACGAGUACACUUCGGGUUGAAUUUAAAUUCAUUUACAAAAAUGAUACGUCAUUAUAUCAAUAGUGUGGCGUAGGUGUGUGUAUUAGAAAGUUUGAAACGGCAUGUUAUUAUUAAAUUAAAUGUAUUGUUUACUUC